Talpa occidentalis (Iberian mole) is the source of this 1134-nucleotide messenger RNA. It is a transcript of the gene TMEM236, whose product is annotated as transmembrane protein 236. The transcript has 4 exons. The record is from RefSeq and is a predicted model, not a curated record. NCBI's taxonomy places the organism in Eukaryota, Metazoa, Chordata, Mammalia, Eulipotyphla, Talpidae. Bases 1 to 1038 code for a protein of 345 amino acids.
AUGGGGAUGCUAAAGAUGCCUUCUGGAAGAAAAAUCAAGCUCGUGAUUUUUGAGCUCCUGGAGUAUGUUGCCUUCUCUGUUCCCACACUUGUGAUAAUGGAACAGUUUGCCAGUGCCUAUCAUAACGUAAUGAACACAUCUGAGAAAACGCAUUAUUGGUUGAUUGUUUCCUGUUCUAUUGCCUAUGUGGCUUCAGUGAGUCUGUUGAUUUGGGUUCCUGUAAAAGUUCUCUUAUACAAGAAACGUCAUCUUUACAAAAAGAUUAAAGGAUGGAGACCUGUUAUGAUGAUGUGUGUAGUACUCACCACCCUUCCAAGCUUCAGCUUUUCUGUAGCAAUGACUGAGGUUCAAAAAAAUACUACUGGUACCAUAUCUGCUGCUCUCCCUGAUAACUUACCUGACCUGCCAGUCUCUUUGGUUCUGACUUCCUUAAUUGUGGUUGACAUCAUUGAAAAACUCAGGAUUUAUCCUCUUAGAGGGAGGCAAAAGAGUAACGAAGAUGAUCACACCCACCCAACCACUUUGCAGGACAUAAAAACUGUGACAGAACAAGUGAAUCAACAUGAAGAAAACUCUGUGCCUCCCCAGCCUGCCAGGAGGACCCAGCUACCUGUUCAGCACCUGGAGGAACCCCAGGAGCCGUCCUUUCACUCGGGAGUCCUGAAGGCAGCGUCCCACCGGGAUGUCCGCUCUGAGAUCUUCCUGUGGAGCUUUCUGCUGUGGUCUGAUACCAUAGAAAUGGUGCGUGUGGCUGGCCACCCCGCUGUGUACAAGUCAGGCUGGCUGUACCCAGUCUAUAUAUUCAGUUUUAUUUCUCUCCUUCGAAUUAUAUUAACUCCCCAAAACCCUCUUCUGAAUUCUCUCGGUAUACUGCUCCAAGAUAUACCCUUCAUUUUUGUCAGACUUAGUUUAAUCAUUGUCCUGGGAACUGUCACACCAGUAUUGGGCCUUUGUAAAAAUGUACUUGUGACUCUCUCUUAUGUUUACUUCAAUCAUUUAACCAAAUUCAGAGUUUUUUCUACCUUUGAAAUAUCUUAAUUUUUUAAAGAAAAUGUAAUAUAGUCUAACUUCUUUAUUGAGCAUGUAAUGCACAUUUGUAAGUUUUGUUUUGUUUUUUUUUUUUUUCUUUUCUGG